ACUAGAUUUCAAAAUAAAAUAAAAAAUAAGUAGAACAUGAAUAAAAACCCUCCAUUGAAUUGCUGGAUUACACGACAAGAAAAACCCCUAAAAAAUAGUAGUAGUAAGUAGGAUGAUGAUUGCCUUAUGACUAGGGCGAAGAAGUAAGAGGCACCGAGUAGGAAAGCUAGUCUAUGGAAUUUGCAUCAGAUAUCCUUAUUUGGAUUAAUCACAUGGAUAACUGAAUCAUACUGUAUUAGACUCCUACUACUACUGCUCCAACUCAAAAACUAUUAUUGAAAUCUGGCCUUGAUCAAACACACCUUAUAAAUUUAGGGUUCGACAUAUAAUAGAAAAUAUCAAGAGAUCAAGCAAGUUAGAAGAACUGCAAUGGAUGUGAAUGGGUUAGAAGCAAACCCCACGUACGGAGAGAUUGAAGAGAUUCAAGACGAAAUCGACAAGCGAUUCAAGAAUUUCAAGAAAUUCGACAUCAUUAGUGACCUUCCAUUCUAUUGCCUAUUCGACAAGAAGAAGCCCAUAAACAAGCAUUCACCCCUUGGAAUCAGUAGCCAACUAACCGAAAAGCUUCAAGAAGAAAGUGUAAUUCUGGAAGCCAAUCUACCCAAUUCGAUCCUCGUCAGAGCUUACGAAAACAGAACUGAUCUAAUGAGAGCAGUCAUAAUGGGCCCUCCCAAAACCCCUUAUUACCACGUCCUCUUCUUCUUUGACAUCCUCUUCCCAAGCAAUUACCCAACUUGCCCACCGAAACUCUUUUGCCAAUCUCAGGGACUUGAUUUGAACCACCCCAGUUUGCAACCGGAUGGAAAGCUCUUUUUAAGGCUUCUAGAGACUGGAGAGUGUUGGGAUCCUAACCAAUCCAACCUUCUCCAAGUACUUGUUGCGAUUCAACGACUGGCUUUGAAUUUCAAACCUUAUUUCACGGAAUUGGAGAAACGGGAAUAUAACAGGAACGCUAUCAUAUUUACCUCUGAGGCAAUUGUUCGAACCCUUGAGAGGCCACCAAGGGACUUUGAAGACUUUGUGGCAGGGCACUUUAGGCAGAGGGCUCAUGCAAUUCUCAUGAACUAUAAAGAGCACAUGGAUGAGAGCAAGGGAGUGACGCAGCUGUUCAUCAAGCUCUUGAGGGCGUUGGAGGGGACGGGAGCCUACUGUAAGCAUCACCUCAGUCAGGAAAUUUUAGAAAAGGUGAGUAUGGAUGAAAGAAGCACAAAUUAUGGGAUUUUCUCGAGGGUUUUUACUAAAGCGAAGAACCUGGCAGAUUCGCUAGCCUGAAGUUGCAGCUGUUUAAUGACUCACCAAAUAGAUUGUUCCCGUUAUAGAAUUAGUUACCUGGCUAUCUAUCUCCUUCUAUAUGUUUUUGAGUUCGGAUAUUGUCUAGCCAGGUUACUGACUUGCUAGCAUAUCUUACUAGAACUUCUUUCCCAGUAUUGUUAUUCUACUAAACUUAGAAGAUGAGUUCUGUCAACCAUAUAGUCUUUACAAUGCCAAUGGAAGGCAAAUAAUUCCAGAGGUAGCCUCUAUAUUCUCAUGUGUGUGUGUUUUUUUUGUGCGUAUCGAUAAUAGUUUUCUUUCACUCUUGUGGUUUGCAAAUUUUGCACUAUACUCCCAACAGAAAUUCAACGGACGAACUAUGUCCACAUCUACAAUACAUGGAAUAAUAAGAACAUACUAAAUGUGAAUGAGAUUUAACCAAAUAUACAUGCCAGGGCUUCAAAUCAACCAACCUUCCACAAGAUUUUUUCCGGAAAACAGGAUAAAGUAGAAGGUAAAAUCGUGUAAACAGACAACUAGAACUGCUGCAACUAUGAUCUUUAUCAGUAUGUUUAACACCACUAAUAAGCCAAUGGCAAUAUUGCCACGCUUUCUUAAAUUGAGGUGCGAGAACAACAUGUUCAUCGUUCAGUCGUCAAUCAAUGAACUUGAACCUCUGCAAAGGCAACCUCAGCUUCAAACAAAGGCAUUCAAAAUCUGAACCUAGUUUUCCACACGUUACGUAUCCUUACGGAAUAAUUACUACAAAAAUUAUGACCUUGAUUUUUACUUUCAGUUGCUUCCAUAGAUCAAGAUACUCCCUCUUUAUACUCAACUCGUAACUUCCUUUCACAAAUUCUAGUCCUACUCAAUAUUGAUGAGAUAUUCUAAGUAUGUAAUUCUGAGAUUUCGAAGUUAUUGACCUCUUCAUAGGACUCCAAUUGAAUUUAGAGGCUCAAAGUCGAAAUAAUAAACUU
Molecule: messenger RNA, 2228 nt
Organism: Rhododendron vialii
Lineage: Eukaryota; Viridiplantae; Streptophyta; Magnoliopsida; Ericales; Ericaceae
Product: putative ubiquitin-conjugating enzyme E2 38
Exons: 1
Coding region: 370-1272 (300 amino acids)
Molecular function (GO): ubiquitin conjugating enzyme activity
Source: RefSeq, a predicted model, not a curated record